Phytophthora nicotianae INRA-310 is the source of this 3194-nucleotide messenger RNA. RefSeq lists its product as hypothetical. Lineage: Eukaryota; Oomycota; Peronosporomycetes; Peronosporales; Peronosporaceae. The transcript has 7 exons. The record is from RefSeq and is a predicted model, not a curated record. Gene Ontology annotation, cellular component: Ku70:Ku80 complex; nucleus. Gene Ontology annotation, biological process: double-strand break repair via nonhomologous end joining; DNA recombination; cellular response to X-ray. Gene Ontology annotation, molecular function: double-stranded DNA binding; damaged DNA binding; telomeric repeat DNA binding. Bases 75 to 2369 code for a protein of 764 amino acids.
UAGUUUUACUGAAAUUGAUGCAAUUCCUAUAUUUCAUAUGGUAGUUUUACGUCAAAGCGCCAAUAUACUUGAAGAUGUCUCGGACGAAGGAAGCUGUCGUGGUGCUAUUGGACGUGGGCGCUUCCAUGCGUGUGCCUCUACGCGAGCGCGUCUCUGUUAGUGACAAGAACCGACAAGAUAUGGACAACGAACUGCAACACACGCGCUUUGCAGCGGCGAUGGCGGCCGUAGAGAAUGUGGUCCAGCAAAAGCUCUUCUUCAAACCAAAGGACGAAGUGGGCAUUGUCGCCUAUGGAUCGGAAGACACGGACAACCAGCUCAAUGAGGAGCAGGGAGAAGAGGAAUAUAAAAACGUGCAGGUGGUGAACUCCAUCGACUCUCCGACGCUGCACAUGAUCAAGAGACUGAGGGAGUUGAAGCCAUCCACGAGCAAGGAGACGAAGGUGGAUAUUCUAGACGGGAUGAUUGUGGCCUUGGACUUGCUAUUCCGUCGGACGGACGGCAAGAAAUACGACAAGCGGUUGAUGAUCAUCACCGACGCAGCUGCAAAGAUUGCAGAUGCAGGAGACCUCGAGUCAGUCGUGACUAUGAUGCAGAACAUGGAAGUAAAGCUCCAAGUCAUCGGCCUGGACUUCCAGCAUACAACGAUCAAACCGAAAGACAAGAAAGUGGACGAGGAGAUGCCUGAGGCUGCCGUUAAAGACGAACCUAUGGAGCCAGCUGCAAGUGGACCGGACAGAAUCAAGGCUGAAAACGAGAAAAUGCUGGUGUCUAUUGCGAACGAAGUUGGCGGCGAAGUAUGUUCUGUAUCCAAGCGCAUGCAGUUGCUGGCUCAGGGUAUGAAGAAGACUGUGGCUCUGACAACCAAGUUCCGUGGUCCACUGGAGUUUGGAGACACGUUCGGGAUCCCUCUGUACUGCUACUUGAAGACCAAAACAGCCACGCUCCCGACACUAUCGAAGGAAUCGCAGAGUUCGUAUGAAAAAGAAACAGCAGGGAAAGUGAAACUCGACCGUCGUUAUACGUUGCCCCAAAACAUCGACCAGGAAGUUCCUCCUGAUGAGCAAGUCAAGGCGUAUCGCUACGGCUCGGAAAAAGUCCCGUUCGCUUCUGCAGACAUCGAGUUUUUCAAGUUCCAGACGGAGAAAUCGCUAAAAACGUUGGGGUUUCUAGAUCGGUCUCAGAUCAACCACUCGAAGUUUGUAGCUGGCACCGACGUCUUCAUCGCUGAGCCGGGCAAGCCUCAUGCAGCUACGUGCUUUGCUGCGUUAAUCGACGCAAUGGUAGAUCUCGAUCAGGUGCUCAUUGCUCGCUUCGUCGCUCGGAAGAAUGCUGCACCCAAGAUUAUCGCCUUGAUCCCUCACGCGCCGUCUUCUGGUGAGAAUUACUACGCGAUGUGGUCCCAGCAAUUGCCAUACGAAGAAGAUAUACGCAAUUACGAGUUCGCUCCGUUGAAAACACGCAAGUAUACCCCCUCAAGUGAGCAGCAGUCGCUGGCAGAUAAACUGGUGGAUAGUCUGAGUAUCCGUGACGACAAGGCCGACGAAGUGGGCGCGUGUUUCAAUCCAGUGAUCCGACGAUUCUUCCAUGCAGUGUCCAUGCGAGCACUGGACGAAUCAGCGGGAGUUCCUGCUCUCCCAUCGUAUCUGGAGUCGAGUUUGAAGAUGGAUCCUGGUCGACAAGAGAAGAUCUCGAGUCUUAUCGAGAGUUUCGGCGAUGCUUUCCAGUUGAAGGAAGCGGUGAAGAAAGCUAAAGACCGGAAGAAGAAAUCGUUCUGGAGUGACGUCCCCACUGCGUCUAUCAAAGAGGAAGAUCUUAAAGAAGAGCACCAUGAAGGUGCUGGAGAUGCUGGUUCUGACUUGGAAUUGGACUUGGACGAUCUUCUGGACAGCGGGGAUGUGACCAGUGUGGGGUCUAUGAAUCCUAUUGCUGACUUUGAGUAUUUGGUUGAGUCUUCUCAGUCGAAAUUGAUUCGUAGACAACAAGUCACGACUGCGGUUACUGGAAUGGAGACGCAGAUCGAGAAGUUCUUCAGUCAAAGUGGCUCUGAGUUCUUCCCCAAGGCGCUGCAGUGUCUGAGUCACUUCCGUAAACGCAGUCCGGAGAUUCAAUAUUCCGCUCAAUUUAACGAGUUUCUGACAAAGUUAAAGACGGUCUUGUCGGAAGAUUCCGAAGCGUGGAAGACUGUCAAGACUGCGGACAUCAGCUUGUUGAGCUCAGCAGAAGAUCCCAGUGUCGACGUCUCGCCUGCUGAAGCGCGUGCUUUCCUACACGGAGAGGAAGAAGUGGAUGUCAACUUGGCUGCAGCCUCGCUGUCAUCGCAGGUUGAAGCGAUGGAGGAAGACGACAUGUUCGCAGACUUUGAGUAAGAGCAAGAGAGAAAGUCAACAACAAAAUCUGAUUCUAUGGCACAUUUGCAGUUUAUGACGCUCCAGGGAACUCGGCCGCCGGGUCGUAGAACUUAGUAGGCGCUUUCCGCCGACCGGAGCGGCGCACCGUAGUGAAGCCAUCUUCGUCGACGAGAGGCUCGUCCGGCUCCUGCGUCUCCUCUCUGAUAGCACCCAACGCCUCUGCGUUGCCCUCGGCCAGACCGACGCCGUCGUCCUGCGUCUUGAUCUUGGCAGCCUUAAGGUCAAUGGGGAUGAGUGACUGUACCUGGUCGUGCAUUGCCUUGACGCGGUCGUAUUGGCCCUUCUUGCACUCAUCCGCCAGCACAGUAAGAAACUCCGAGAUCUCCUCGACGCUGCCGUCCUCACAGAUGAGACCGAACUCCGUCUCCACGUAGCCGCCAAUGUUGUCGGACAUAGCGUCAGCGUACACUGUUUUGUUGUACUUGAAGACAUUGAGAAUCUCCUCCAGCAGAAUCUCGUACUUGCGGCGGGUGUCACCUCCACCCCAUUCGCCCUCGAUAGCCAUUCGCAGCGCCGUCCAGCGAGCCAACGCCAGCUUCACACUGUACUCGAAAUAGUCCCAUGGUGACUUAAUCGUACCCUCCGCAAACUGCUUCGAGUGUUCGUGCGCCACCGCCAGUAAGAUGCUCUCCGUGCCGCUCAUAGUGUCACCUUCGCUUCAGUUCAAUUGUGGACGGAUGGACGCCAUUCCACGCUUUUCAACCAAUCAAAAACGUUAAAAAAAAGUAAAAGAAAUAAUGUUGAAGACGACAAUGUCAAUAUAGGGGCAAAUUUUCGUUGGCA